Mobula hypostoma (lesser devil ray) is the source of this 1698-nucleotide messenger RNA. RefSeq names its product TRAF-interacting protein with FHA domain-containing protein A-like. The record is from RefSeq and is a predicted model, not a curated record. Bases 469 to 1038 code for a protein of 189 amino acids. Gene Ontology annotation, biological process: canonical NF-kappaB signal transduction. The transcript has 3 exons. NCBI's taxonomy places the organism in Eukaryota, Metazoa, Chordata, Chondrichthyes, Myliobatiformes, Myliobatidae. Gene Ontology annotation, molecular function: protein binding.
GCUGCAUUAAAACAUUUCAUUUUCAUUCCUCAUGAUUUUCAUAGAAGUCCAGUGUUGCCCCAGUUAAGAACUACUGCUGUCAUGAACCGGGUUUGUAAGUGAGGGAAGAAUGAGAGAUAUACAGGACAAGGAAUUUAUGCCGUGUGAUAAGGACGAAAAUAACUCCCAGGCUACCCGAAGGUUCCGAUCAGCGCAGUGAACAGGGAGCAGGCAGAUGGGACACCGAUCGUAGAAUGGUUGCGUGGCGGAAAAGGGGAGCGGGGCAGUAGGAAGGGCUGGGGGAAUAACUGCUGCGGCCGAGCGGGCGUAACCAGGACUCUUUCCCGUAUUCGCCGUGAGCUAAACGGGGCGGGUCUAAGGUCUCCGAUCCGCGCCUAAGAAACCACCGGUUAGCGCCGCGGGGUUUAAUGGAGGCCUGUGAUUGAAUGCUAACUUUCUUUAAUAGGACCAGUAGGAAUACUAUUGAAAAUGGACAGCAGCAGUGACAAUCUCACGCAGGAAAUUGUGCCGUGCCUUUUCAUCAGCGUCCGUCAUCCAGGAAAAAAGGAAGAAGAAGAAGAUGUUUUCAGCUUUAUAAAGUUUAAUGAGCCACAAAAGUACGAAGCUCAUGAGAUGGUGACUGUGGGCAGGAAGAACACUUGCAGCAUUCAGCUAAACCAUGGAAGAGUUUCCAGGUUGCAGUUUCAGAUUCAAGCGUUUCUCACCGCUCACAGUUCAGAACUUCAGUUUGAGUUAAAAAAUCUAAGUAACAGGUUUGCACUCUCUAUCAAUGGUCGUAAACUGAGCUACCUAGAAAAACAGCUGCUGCCUUCAAAAUCUGUACUGCAGUUUACUGAUUUUCAAUUUUAUUUGGAACAAGUAGGAGGUGAUUCAGUAUCCAAGUUUGAAGUUGUGAUUAAGAAGGACUCCCCUUCAUUUUCUCAGGUGACAGACAACAAGUAUCUUUUUCAGACUGUAAUGUCUUCUCCUAAUUUUCAGCACGAUCCACGGGAACCAAUGGAAGUUGGUGAAGAUCUUGACCAAUACAUGUUUUUAUAACAGGAUACUGGUCACUUUGCCCUGCUGGACAAAACUCCAAAACUCCAGGAAACAAAGUUGAAUAAAAACAAUAGCGAGAUGUAGCUUUAUAUAAGGGAUAAGGGAUCCAACAUGAAGUUAACAAAGUGCAUAUAAUUAAUGUUAUGGCAACAUAAUUUAAAACCUGAUAAAUUUACUGUUUAAAUUUAUAAGAUAUAUAUCUCUUGAGAUAAGCAGUUUCAUAUUUGCUCAGUAAGUAAAAUAAGAAUCCUAAUGUGUAAGAAGUCAUAAUCACUAAGCCAUUAACCACUGUUCUGUUGAGCCAUGAUAACUUACUUGGACUGCCUUGUAUGUUGUACUAUGUACGUGAAUUUUAGUUUUCAUUUGUAGUCCUUUCAGUAGAAUUUACGCUACAUUUACUUGUAUGAUCCUUUAAUGUUACAAUAUACUCUGAGAUAAGCAGUUUCAUAUUUGCUCAGUAAGUAAAAUAAGAAUCCUAAUGUGUAAGUCAUAAUCACUAAGCCAUUAACCACUGUUCUAUUGAGCCUUGAUAACUUACUUGGACUGCCUUGUAUGUUGUACUAUGUACGUGAAUUUUAGUUUUCAUUUGUCGUCCUUUCAGUAGAAUUUACCCUACAUUUACCUGUAUGAUCCUUUAAUGUUACAAUAUACUUUUAUCAG